GAAGAGUGGUUAAUAUGUCUGCGGGUCGAUUUAUAAAGUUUCUUAACUUGUAGGUUUUAUAUAGAUUUUUUCCAAAAAAUAUCAGGAUGAUGACGUAUUCAUUUUCUUUCAUAUCAAAAUGCUAAAAUCAGAAUAUCUCAGGACAAAAAACAUAGCUACAUCUUCGUAUUGUGUCUACUUUUAGAGAAUUUGCAUUAACUUUUUUAAAAUUAUUUAAAUUAAGAAUACUAUUUCUUGGGUCGUCAAUUAGUAAUUCCCCGUCAAAAAAUGUUUCUACUGGCAACAACAAACGUAUUCAACCAGUUAUGUUAAUCAUAUAAUCUUUUGCAAAACAAAAUUUCAUGACCACACCCCUCGACCCCUCACCUUCUCAGCCCAACACUUAGAACAUUACAAAUGUCCUGUAAGUUUUCCCACAAGGUGUGUUUUCAUGUGAAAUUCACAUGAAUGUCCAUGUUAAUUUGAUGCUAACUACUCAACUAUUGUCAGACAAACUAAUCCUUUGUAAACAAAUAAACAAACAAACACGCCAUGAGUAAUUCUCAUCAUUGUGGUCGAAAAAUAAGAUUAGUGCCCAUACCUCCAUGAUUUUUUUCUUUUACUAAAAUUUUUGAAAGUAUAGUGACGCUGAAUUUUGUCCUUGCUUUAGAUUUUGUACUAUCCUUCUAUAAAUAUAUGUCCAUAUAUAUGUCUAUUUAAAUUUUUGUCAGCUUUUAUUUUCCGUAUUAGCUUUACAUAUACACGUCCCAAACUUGCAUGUGUAAAAAUGCGUCCGAAUACACGCCCAUGCUCAAAUAAACGCCCAGUAAAAAAUCAUUGAUGGUGUACAAGCAACGCUUAGGGCAGAUACUUUUUUCAGUGUUUAUUAGCUUUGUCUUAUAAAGAGACAUGAAGACUAUGUAAAUUUUCUCUAUAAACAAAUAUUUGCACAAGGGAGGCGAACAGAAGUGCUCGUAAAAAUGAAUUUACUCUGUGUUUUUCCAACAUUACCAAAAAAGCGAAUUCCAAAUUGUAUUUGUUUACGUCUUUUGUUUGUUUAUUGUUUGUUUCAUAAAUGAAAUGGUUGAAUUAAAAUUAUAAUUAGUUUUUCGUCCGUUUCAUUAAUUAAUUAGUUCAUUCAUUCAUUUAUUUAUUGAUCGAACUGAACAUAUUUGUAAAUGCGUGUUUGUUUUUUGAUUGACAAAAGCUCUUUGCAAUGAAAUUCAAUUUGCACGAUGUAGUUCUUAACUUAGUUCGAUGCUCUUGCUAACAUAAAAUAUGAGUGACUAAAUAAAUGUGUGAACAAGUAUAAAAUACUGACCAGACUGGAAUUUUUUUUUUAUAGCAAGCAUUUUUGUCGCCAGCCACUUGAGAUAGUUUGUGUAUAUUAACGGUGCUGUAGGAUGUGGCUAGAUAAUGUAACAAACGCUAUGUGCCAGUGUUAUCAAAACAAUACAAAAACAUAAAUCGACUCAUUGUAAAUAAACUUUAUAUUAUUUUCUCAUGUUGUGAAAGCAGCAGCAAGACGAGGAAGAUAUUUUCUUCAAAUCAAUCGACACGUGUAAAGUUUAUCAUUUAAGAAGCUACCCACACAGAGGUCAACAAAUUAAAUCAAAAUGGCGAGAAAUUACUCCACUGAGUUUUCCAACAUGGGUUGGCCUUCACCUUAUAAUGGAAUGUCACCCUACUCACCGAUGCCUGCUAACUCUGUUGGCUUUCCUUAUCAUCCCAGCGUGAAUCUUCAUUAUCCAUUAGCACCAAGCUGCGGAUUUCCACGUAAACAAAGACGUGAAAGAACAACAUUCACAAAAUCUCAGUUAGAAAUAUUGGAAGAUUUAUUCUCUAAGACGCACUACCCCGAUAUAUUUAUGAGAGAAGAAGCUGCUAGGAAGAUAAAUUUGCCGGAAUCGAGAGUGCAGGUAUGGUUUAAAAAUAGACGGGCAAAACACAGACAAAAGGCCAAGCAAGAUAAAGACAAAACAAUAAAAAAAGUUCCCACGAAUUCAACGUCUAGCGAAAGCGAGAUAAAAGCAGACACUGCAUCUCCGACGCCAUCAUUAAGUCCAAAACCAAAAACAGUUCCUUCACCGAGAAGUCCGACUUAUAGAUCUAACAUAUCUCCUGUAACAACAUCAUCGAAUAUUAACUCCAUAUGGAGUCCUGCAAAAAACCCGGCUUGUCAGCAGCAAAGGAACUAUAAUACGUCGCCUAUACUGAGUCCGUGCGCUGGUGGAGGUAGUAUGUCCUACAACACCCCAAGUUAUUUAUCUCCACAAUCCAAUUACAUUCGAUCGAAUCAUGAAUAUCCCGCAUAUAUGAACAUGGGUGGUAUAACAUCCGUGGGCGGUCAUGCUACGCACUCAUCAGGCGAGAUUAUCGAAUUUCCAACAGAAUACCAUUCUCCAUCUAAUACCGGGCCGUGGGGAUAUGCGACCAUGUAGUAAGGGCCGUUUAUAUAUAUAACGCGGGCCGUCUACGCCCAAUAUUUGAAUAACACAUAUCAGAUUGGAUUGACUGUGAUAACGUUUUGAUCAGGCCUGUCAGUUUCGAAUUUAUUAGAGGAUAGAAAUGUUCUUGUUCUAUGCGUGGAAAAAGAUUUGCUUUGAAUGAAAGUUUUUGAGAAACAAACAAGCGAAGUGUUGCUCAAAACAUCACAAUCUAACGUGUCAACUAUAUAUGAAGUUUUGUUGAUGUAUAUAUAUAUAGAUUAGCGCGUUUUGUUUAAAAUUGUAUAUUUUCCCCUUGUAUUUUUAUUUACCAGAAUUACAAACAUAUUCAUAACUUCCAGACUUAUUUUCAAAAUGUUAUUCACCUCGUGACAGGAAAGAUCGAUUGGUUUUCUAAAAUCUCUUUUUGCACCAAAUUACUU
Messenger RNA from Hydractinia symbiolongicarpus, 2848 nucleotides. RefSeq names its product homeobox protein OTX-like. The coding region runs from base 1596 to 2420 and encodes 274 amino acids. The transcript has 4 exons. Lineage: Eukaryota; Metazoa; Cnidaria; Hydrozoa; Anthoathecata; Hydractiniidae. The record is from RefSeq and is a predicted model, not a curated record. Gene Ontology annotation, biological process: regulation of transcription by RNA polymerase II. Gene Ontology annotation, molecular function: DNA-binding transcription factor activity, RNA polymerase II-specific; RNA polymerase II cis-regulatory region sequence-specific DNA binding. Gene Ontology annotation, cellular component: nucleus.